AUUAUUGCUAAUCUCAUUCUGUUCGGAACCAGGUUUGGAUAUACAACCUCACAAGCAUGGCUGAAUUGGUUGUUUUAAGGUCACUGUGGAAUAAUUUAGGUACAGGUAAAUCAAUCUGUAAGCGUUGUUUGCAAACAAAAACAUGUGACUUAAUAGCAGUAAGACAAUUUUAUGUUACCAGCUCUUUGUUUGGUAAAAGACGACCUCCUGCAAUAGAAGAGGACAUUGAAAUUCCUGGUUUGGAGCGUAUCACUUUUGCAGACAGAAUGUAUCGCGUCCCAGGCUUAGCAGAGCCUACAUUUCCAGAAUGGAACAGAGGAUGGCGAGAUCCAUUCCAGGACCCAGGACCUAAAUAUGAAGAGAUGCCAUUAUUUAAGGAAAAAGCAUGUUACGUCUUUAAUCAGAAGACCAAACUUUUGGAAGGUGUAAAACAGGCUUUGUGGCUGACCAAAUCAAAAUUAAUAGAGGGCCUUCCCAAACAGAUACUGUGCUUAGCUGAAGACCCAGAUAGUCGCAUGGAAAAUGAGGAUGAUCGUGUACAAAGAGCUAUUAGCCAUGCUCGCUUCUGGGAUACAACAGAAGUUCGUCCAAGAAAGGAAAAAUAUUGUCCUGUGCUUUUGUCGAAUCUGCUGCAUUUAUGUAGGAUGUUGAGUCUCCGUUAUCCCUCACUGUCAAAGAGAAUACUGGCCGAAAACUACAAAGUGGCAGCCUAUUGGACAAGAGAGUCAUCUCUCUUUCAAGUUCGUGGCAUUAAUGGAUUGCUCUUAAACAGCACAAGUCCACUGGCACCACUGGCCACCCAAGAGGAGGUUCAAGCCACUGAAUCUCAUAUUCUGGAGACCUUUUAUCCUGUAUCUCCUACCAUUGACUUACAGGAAGUUCAUGUUUAUGAGGAAAAAAAUGACACUGGCUUUAGGCAAGGUUAUCCAUAUCCACAUGCUCAUACGUUGUACAUUUUGAACCCCCUUGAAACUUGUGCAAGAUUUGAACCAUACCAGCUUCAAGCCAAGAUGAUCAUGUUCGCCUUUGGGAAUCUGCUUGCCAGGGCCAGGCUUCUGUAUGGGGAGCAGCCCAGAGUGCUAGAGACUCCACUAGUAAUGCAGACUAUUGCUACAAAUGGAAGAAUGUUCCAGUUUGUUGUAUUCCAGUUAAACACCACAGACUUAUCCUCCAGUGAUGGCAAAAACCUGGUGUGGCUCGAUCGAGAUCAAGAGCUGUAUGCAUAUGCAAAAUGCCUUCCAGAAAUCAAGAAGAAAAUUGUUGUCGUUCCUGCUGGAUUAUCGGGAUACAGGCCAGAGACAUUCAGGAAGUUCCUUGCAAUGUACCUACAUGGAGCUGUGCAACCCUCUAUCAAAACAGAAGCUUCAGCUUCAUAAUUAGUUUGCUUAUACACAGUACUUUGAAAAAGCUCUGUGACAAAUAAAAUAUGGAAAACUGUC
Messenger RNA from Protopterus annectens (West African lungfish), 1439 nucleotides. It is a transcript of the gene MRPL37, whose product is annotated as mitochondrial ribosomal protein L37. NCBI's taxonomy places the organism in Eukaryota, Metazoa, Chordata, Ceratodontiformes, Protopteridae. The record is from RefSeq and is a predicted model, not a curated record. Gene Ontology annotation, molecular function: structural constituent of ribosome. Gene Ontology annotation, cellular component: ribosome; mitochondrion. Gene Ontology annotation, biological process: translation.